AUGAAAAAAAAACUUUUUCCAUUUUACCACUCUCGGGAUACGAAGUCAAUGAAAGAUUUGAAUUGUGGUCCCCUUAAAGGCAACAUCAGUCGUUAUCAGAGGGGAAAAUGUUUACGCUGUGAUCCUAAGCCGGAUAUUAUCAAAGCGUCUGUAACUGAGACAAAAAUUGGAGAGAAAUCUGAAGCCGAUUUAAAGAAUUUCAGAUCUCUUGAGACAGGAAAAGCUUAUUUAGGUGCUUUCGCUUUGAAAGAAAGUUACCUACAUUUAAUUUUGCAAUGUAACUCAAAGCAAGUAAGACAUGGAAGCAAACGUUAG
This is a messenger RNA of Clunio marinus, 315 nucleotides long. The record is from the annotation of a GenBank genome assembly. NCBI's taxonomy places the organism in Eukaryota, Metazoa, Arthropoda, Insecta, Diptera, Chironomidae.